Messenger RNA from Scaptodrosophila lebanonensis, 2919 nucleotides. Its product is annotated as aminopeptidase N-like. The record is from RefSeq and is a predicted model, not a curated record. The coding region runs from base 5 to 2791 and encodes 928 amino acids. Gene Ontology annotation, molecular function: peptide binding; metalloaminopeptidase activity; zinc ion binding. Gene Ontology annotation, cellular component: cytoplasm. Lineage: Eukaryota; Metazoa; Arthropoda; Insecta; Diptera; Drosophilidae. Gene Ontology annotation, biological process: proteolysis; peptide catabolic process. The transcript has 4 exons.
UGAUAUGUCUUAUCUUUGGCUGCUAGCGCUGUCCUGUGCGUUACUGUGGGGUCCGAAGCUGUUGUCUGCUAUGGAGGAUGCGCAUUUAAGAACGCUCAAGUCGCAGAAACUGCCCGAGAAUGUGAAGCCCAUUAGAUAUAACCUGACGAUAGUCACAUUGCAGAACGACUCGUUCUAUGGGGAAGUGGAAAUUGAACUAAUCGUGCAGGUGGAGCAACGCUAUCUGACCCUAAAUGCCAAGGGUUUGCAUGUGAAGAAGUUUUGGCUGAGGCGCAAGAACACUGGUCUUCGGAUCACCAUCAAUAGCACCGAGACGAAACCCGAGGCCGAGCAGAUAAUUGUACACUUUAACAAUCGGCUGUGGCUGGGCGAACAGUAUAAGCUGCUGUUGCAAUUCAAAGGAACACUGGAAACAGAGAGUAUUGGCUAUUAUAAGACCAGUUAUGUGGACAAUGAAAACAAGACGGUGUGGCUGACGACCACACACUUCAAGCCGAAUACGGCACACUACGCCUUUCCCUGUCUGGACGAUCCACAGUUCAAGACUCCAUUUAUUCUCAAUCUGGCGCAUCAUAAGAGUCUGCAGGCUGUCAGCAACAUGCCCCCAAAAAAACGAGUCAAGAAUACAUUCCUGCAGGACUUCGUGUGGACUUAUUUCGAAGAGUCCGUCCCAAUGCCCACAUACCUUCUGGCCUACUCCCUCAACAGUUUGGUUGAGCAGAAAUUUGUACGGAAGAAAUCACCUGAACUUACGGCUUGGCUGCGACCAGGCACUGAGGAUCAUAGCAGUUAUGCCAUGAAUAUAUCUUCGGAGCUAUUGGACUACAACGAGUGGCUCUUCAAUCAUUCCCAUCCACUUGCCAAGAUCGAUCAACUGGUACUGUCGGGUAUUGAAACUAAUUUGGGGGAAUCUUUUGGUCUAAUCUCCUUUCAAGAGACGAACUUUCUGUAUAAAGAGAAUAUCGAUUCGUUGAAUGUGAAGCAGCGCGUGGCUGAAAGAAUCGCCCAACGGUUCUCGGAACAGUGGGUUGGACAUUUGGCGUCCAUCAGCAAGUGGGAUGACAAUUGGAUCAUGAAAGGCCUGGCCAUGUAUAUAGCCGGCUUUGGUCUCGACAAAGUCGAGCCCACUUGGCGACAUCACGAGAAACUCUUACUCGCUAAUAUCUUUAAUGUGUUUGAGGAGGACGAUCAUGUGCACACCUAUUCGUUGUCCAUUGAUGCGAAUCUGGAACAUAGGGUCUGGCAGGCGUUCGAUUCCUUUUCGCGCACAAAAUCAUUUAUGCUCUUUCGGAUGCUGCAUCAUCUAAUUGGAACUGAUGUCUUCCUCAAGUCCAUGCGUGCCUUUGUAGAGCGCUAUGCUGAGGACCUGUUGGAUCCGGAUGAGCUGUGGGAGAUAUUCCAGCAAAUAUCGGAAAAGGCCUUGAGCUUGCGAGACGACAUUAAAGUGCAGACGGUGAUGAACUCGUGGACCCAGGAUCAAGGUUAUCCACUCAUAACGGUCAUACGCAAUCAUGAGAAUAAGACGGCUACGGUGACCCAAACUCGUUUCUUUCGCACACCACCGAACCCCAACGACAUACCUUCGUACACGAGGGAAAAGUCCCGAGACCGCUGCUGGUGGUUGCCGCUCAGCUAUACGGUUCAGAGUAAGCCCGACUUUGCACACUCGAUGCCACGAGCCUGGCUCAAGUGUCCAACGACGGGCAAAAUGGUGGCACCACCACUCGAGAUAGCGAACCUGGGCUCACCCGAUAACUGGGUUAUAUUUAAUGUCCGCCUAUCGGCCCCCUAUCGCGUCAACUACGACCCCAUCAACUGGGCCCUAAUAACUGAAACCCUGCUCUCGGAUGAAUUUGAAAGCAUUGAUAAAAUCAAUCGCGCUCAAAUUAUUGAUGAUGCCUUAAAUCUCGCGUGGACCGGCAUUGAGUCCUACAAUCUGGCACUGACGCUGAUGAGCUACAUACAUCGUGAGGAUAGGUUUGUGGUUUGGGAGGCAGCACUGCGCUCCCUAAAUCGCAUUAAUAAUGCUCUCAAGCAGGCACCAGCUUAUCGUUUGUUUAAGAGCUAUGUGCGUCUAUUGAUAGAGCCACAGUUCCGCAAGAUUUUUGGUAAGGAUACGAAUGGGAGUAAUGCCAGCAAGGCAAUGAUGCGUCUUGUAAUGCAAAUCGCAUGUAACUUCGAUCUGCCGCAAUGUUUGGAGAGAGCCUCAAAGAAGUUUGCCGACUUUAUUGCCAACAAAACCAAGAUACCCGAGGAUCAGCGGGACGUCGUUUUCUGUACAGCCAUUCGAAUGGGAAGCGAGUCCGAAUGGACGACCCUCCAUCGUCUCUUCGCCGCGUCGAAGGUGAGCAACGAGCGCAGUGUUAUGUUGGCCGGGCUCGGCUGUAGUCGCGACACAUGGGCCUUGGAGAAGGUACUUCGCUGGGCUUUUGAGGCCAAAAGCAAGCAUAUUACGGUUCAAACAUUUCAAUCGGUCGUCCGAAAUUCUGUGGGCUAUUUCCUCGCCAAGAGCUAUCUGUUCGCCAACAUGAAGAACAUCAAAAAAUUCUUGGGCAAUGUAACUGGCCAGAUUGUCCAGAUUGUAAGGCCAUUGAUUUUGGAAGUAUCAACCCAGACGGAAUUGGAGGCUUUCCGCACCUUAAUGUUCGAACAGCUUUAUGAUUUGCCCGUCAUAGAUACGGCCAUAAGUCGGCUGAUUGAGCGAGGCAGGGAUAACAUUCAUUGGCGUAACAAUCGCUUGCAAGAUCUUACGCUCGCCAUACGCACCCAUUCGAAGGCCAAGGGAGAUUAAAUCUGUCGCACUGAAGGGCUGGAGCACAAUUCAUCCUUUUUGGAAAAUGUAAAUUUGCCUUCUCUUUCUUUUCUUUAAAACACAUACUACAUAUUUUUUAAGAAAAUACAAAACUAUGUACAUUUUUA